GUCUUCUGCUAACAGCUGAGAGGGAAUGUUGAAAUGAGAAGGGCAAAAACUACAGUUUUUCUCAAUCUAAAUUUUCUUUUAAGAAUUAAAAAUUAAGGAGUAAUAUUCGGUGCACACCACAGGUUUAGAUUUAACUCAUACUGUUACAAUACUUUUCUAGACCGAAAUGGAGACUUGGAUGAAAAUAUCAUCUUUACUCUGCAUUUUUGGAUUUCUAAAAGAGUUCAGGCCAUCAGAACCAUACAUCACUCCUUAUCUAAUGAGUUCAAGAUUGAACUUUACCGAAGAACAGAUAUCACAAGACAUAUAUCCGAUAGCCACGUAUGCCAACAUGCUGAGUCUCAUAGUGGUGUUUCUAGUCACAGACUUCCUGCGUUACAAACCCAUCAUCAUCGCAGAUGCAGUCAGUGGAGUCUGUGUGUAUGCUGGACUCAUACUAUUCAACACACUAUUUGCUGUUCAGGUGGUGGAGGUGAUGUAUGGACUGUUUAUGGCAGGCGAGGUGGCCUACUACACGUACAUCUACGCCAAGGUAGACACAGAACACUUCCAAGAGGUGACCAGUCACACCCGCAGCGCCUACCUGGCCGGCCGAGCUCUCUCUGGCAUUGUGUCUCAGAUCAUUGUCUACUUCAACCUGUUCUCCUACUAUCAACUGCAGUUCCUCACAUUGUCUGGUUUGCUAGCAGCAACUGCUUGGUCUGUGCUGCUGCCUUCUGUGGACAAGAGCAUGUACUUCCACCAGACCAGAGACACAAUGCAGAGUGAGGCAGACCUACACAGCAUUCCAGGCAGUCCAACCGAUCCUUGCUGUAAAGACGUGGUUAGACACGUGUGGUCAGACAUGAGGGCUGCCUUCACCUCCGUGUAUGUAGUCAAGUGGGGUCUGUGGUGGGCCCUCAGCACCUGCUGCUACUGGCAAGUACUUUACUACAUCCAGCUGCUGUGGCAGAUGAUUCGCAAGGACAUUGGAGAUGAAGAGCCACCCUACUACGGCAUUGUGGAGGCAGCUUAUACAUUGAUAGGAGCCAUGGCCUCCCUGACUAUCGGCCGUGUGAAGGUGGACUGGGCCAGACUAGGAGAGCCAGUAUUGGCUGUUUGUGCUGUUCUGGUGGCGAUCGUGCUGUGGAUUAUGAGCGGCACACGGUCCAUGCUGCUCGCUUACCUUACCUACAUAUUCUUCACUGUUGUCUACCAUACAAUGAUUACUGUGGCCAAUUCGGAGGUUGCUAAGCACAUUAACAGAGACAGUUACGGUCUGAUAUUCGGCAGCACUACGUUCAUUGCUCUACUCCUACAGACUUGCCUCACUUACAUCGUCAACAAAGUCUUCAGACUGUCCCCCAGACAGCAGUUUGUGGUGUACGCUGGCUACUUCGCUGUUCUUGGCCUCUGUUUUAUCUUGGUCUCCCUCUCGAGAAUUUGCAGAAGCUCUGUGGGGAGGUGACAAAACAUUUCUUUUUAACUUAAGGUAUAUCAUCAGCAGAUGACGUCUUGGCUCACCAAGAAAGUAGUUAUUCUUAACACUAGACUGAUAGAAUGUAUAGGGAGGUUGUAUACGUAGUAAAGGUCAAUGCGUAACAAAGAGAAACUUAAUUACAAAAACAGCUGGUUUAUUGCUGAUUUGUGUUUUCCUUGUUUCGCAUAACCUACAACAGGUACUAUUGUACCUUAAGUUUAGUCCAGUCAGUUGUAUCUAUAAGUUAAGUUGGUUGUUUUGAUAAUAACAAUUGGUUGGUAGUUUUAUAUAUAGUUAGGACACAUCUGGUUUUACCUUGAAGGUGGAUCAGGUCUUUAGAAAAUAUUUGUUUUAUUGUUUUGUUUUACACGUUUUAUCUUGGCCAGCUAUAUUUUUAAAUGUUUCUUACCAUCAGUAUUUUAUGGUUGAACCCUUUUAUGUUUAAUAUAUUGUUGAGUAUGAUAAGCUUGUUUUUGUUAUUUAUAUUAAGUAGCAUGUAAAUGACCCAAAUACUGACAUCAACGUAGUUAAAGUUAAUUGGCUGUACAGUGUAGAAGUGAAUGCAAUAACAUUUUUAAAUCACUUAAGGCGCCUACAGUUUAUUUAUUUACUCAUGUAAAAUGCCUAAAAUUAAUCUGCUUGUGUGUUCAGUACACUGGCAUUAUUAUUAGAAUGAUUAGUAAAGGAGCCUGAUUGGUAGCCAAUUGGUACGAAACUGUUUUGUAGACCGAAUGUUAUGUAACUCAGAGGCCACAAGUCCAAAAACAAAAACACAUUUCUAUGUCAAAGCAUUGGCUACGCUCAUGGGGGUCCUUCUAAAUUUCCCAUAAGGGGGGUCUGAGGGUUACAGAAUAACUCCCAGUAAAGAGAGGGUCCCAGGGGCCUCCCCUGGAAAAUAGUUAAAAUUCAUAAUGGAAAAUAGGUUCAAAAUAUUCGAUUUCACACAUUUCUUACUUAAACUCCUCGGUCGUAUGCAUGAAUUACAAACUAAAAAGAUGGUUAAUGUGGAGUCUUAUAGGGGAAGUGUAACUCGAGCCCCCCACUCUAGCCCAUAUUAGUAGACACACAUUGCUAUGCUGGACAGGAAAGGAAACGGACAGGACAAAAAAAUGAAACUGCCAUGCCAGGUUCUUAUUGAAAUUAUUGUAGUAUGCACAGACAAUCAGCUGAACAAACCUGACCUCCCGUCUGUGCUCUUUCCUUUCCUUCUUAGUGUAGCCCAAACGCCUCCAACCAAAAGGUAGGCAGAAAACGAUAAGACACGCAAAAGGUAACGCCACAAAAAAAAUUUCAAUUGAUUGGUCUUUUGAGGAUUCACCUGGUUCUGGGAUUUUUGUUGUGCAGCUUCCAUUAGAUAACACAGUGAGCUUGUACCAAAAACUUUCCUUUGUUAUCUAGUGUGGCGCAUGGUUGGUAUUUGGUACAAUUGAGUUGUACAUAAUUAUUUAGGUCUUCAUUUAACUAUUUAGACCUGAAGAGUUCAAUUUCCAAAAUACUCACACUAGUAUAAUAAUAAUUUUUAAUUAACUAAACCAACACAUGAUGUGAGUGGGGUUUCCAGGCAGACUGUUAAUUUGCUAUGUGAGGCAUAUGGGUCAACAUAAAGUAUUCUACAUUCAAGCUUUUGGUUUAUUAGGUCGGCUUACACAACAGAACAUGAAACAUUAAGUUUACAUUAAAAUAAUUACCAUUCAAGUGAGAAAUUGUGAAAACAUUCAAUGGUGAUUGCACUUAAGAUUUGUAUUUAGUAGAAUUAUGUUUUAAUGCUUCAUAUUUUUACUGUGACUUUUAGAUUAAAAUAAGGCCUUGUAGGGACCAACAUCAGAUCUAUUGAAGUCAUGAAUAUCUAUGCAUUUAAAAAAACUGACAGCUAUAUACACUAACUGAACUUAAUAUAACUACUGAAGACUGUGAAUGACAAAUGCUGUAGCUGUACCCUGGUUAAAAACCAAGAAUCUAUAUAAUUAAUACGCUACAUGAAACUUUGUCAGUUGAACUUCUCCGCCCUUUCUUAACCGAUUUUAUCCAUUGACGUCUCAUUGCAAAGAGCGUGUCGCGUAGAUUUGCAAACUGACCUUACAUUUUUGAAAAAGUCCCUUGGGCUCUUCCCCAGUGGCUAUUAAAGUUCCCAUGUUAUCCUUAUGAAGAACAUAUUUGUUUACAUUUUG
Macrosteles quadrilineatus (aster leafhopper) is the source of this 3627-nucleotide messenger RNA. RefSeq names its product thiamine transporter 1-like. Gene Ontology annotation, biological process: vitamin transport; transmembrane transport. The record is from RefSeq and is a predicted model, not a curated record. Gene Ontology annotation, molecular function: vitamin transmembrane transporter activity. Bases 167 to 1447 code for a protein of 426 amino acids. Gene Ontology annotation, cellular component: plasma membrane. NCBI's taxonomy places the organism in Eukaryota, Metazoa, Arthropoda, Insecta, Hemiptera, Cicadellidae. The transcript is spliced from 10 exons.